This is a messenger RNA of Diversispora eburnea, 360 nucleotides long. The record is from the annotation of a GenBank genome assembly. Lineage: Eukaryota; Fungi; Glomeromycota; Glomeromycetes; Diversisporales; Diversisporaceae.
AUGCUAAGAACUCAUGUAACAAAAUGGAUAAUACAAGAGUUAAACAAUUAUAUAGUUAAGGAAAGGUAUUAUGCAAUAGUGAUGGGAGAUUUUAAUGCCAUAUUUAAUCCUAAAAUUGAUAGAAACAGUACCCAAGAAGUUGAAAGCAGAAUAGAUCAAAUAUGGGUAUCAGAUAACUUAGCAGAUCUAAUCUUUUGUGUAGAUAUUAUACCAUCAGAUUUGGAAAGUCACAGUGACUAUGCAUAUGCAAUAGCAGAAAUAGAAGACAUUAUUCUUAAAUAUACUAAAUCCAUAAUAUAUUCAGAUAAAAUUCUAAAUAAGAUAGAAUUUAACUUCAAGGGAACAUCUGAAAAAAAAUAG